This is a messenger RNA of Acanthaster planci (crown-of-thorns starfish), 4888 nucleotides long. RefSeq names its product protein lin-28 homolog A-like. Lineage: Eukaryota; Metazoa; Echinodermata; Asteroidea; Valvatida; Acanthasteridae. Gene Ontology annotation, molecular function: zinc ion binding; mRNA binding. Gene Ontology annotation, biological process: pre-miRNA processing. Gene Ontology annotation, cellular component: cytoplasm; nucleus. The record is from RefSeq and is a predicted model, not a curated record.
CCACUAAUUCGACCACUGGCUUGACCGGAACUGCGGUCCCAUUAUGUCGGAAGGGCCCAAUUGGACCACUGCGGGGUUUUAAAGUGUACAGAGAGUGUGCGCCACGAUAACAAAGUGGGGUGGAAUGUACGCUCACUUGGAUAGAGCGGUGUCACGUGUGGUGAGCCGAAGAGAAUGCUCGGUGAAUUUGCGUAUGAACUUUAUUAUUAUACACACAGUGUGACUACCGCGAGUACGGUCCGUGUCAGCUGUGGUAGUGCGUUCUCUAUACCCCAGCGGUGAUCUCCAUAGUGCUCGGUAUUACGAAUAGGAAGUACAGUAUUCUUUCACGGCUGGGAAUUCGGCCCAUCCGAACUCCGAGGGACAUUUGGAGGCGAGUUGCCGUGGAUGUAGCUGGGGGGUGGGGAAUAGGACCGGGGAGGGAAAUCCAGUAGCCCCCAGCCCGUUGUGUGAGGUUUGUGGAAGACAACGGGUGGACUUCAGCGGCGUCAGGGGGGAAAAUAGCGUGCUGGAGGCAUCGCGUCAGUGUCAGCCGCGCGGGAUAAUAAUAUUGUCGACAUCCAAACGGCAUGGCUUCAAGUGCAGGACUGGACAAGAGAUGGCUUGACGCGCGUACAAGUGGAAAUGAACAUCGCGCACUUAUUUCGUAGAGUUCGGCAAGCAAAGAAUAUCGCGUAGUAUGCUUGAUGGUACGGGAGACGAGGUGGCAGCGGCAGCAUCGGCGGGAACCCCGGGCUCCAGGGCGUCUCCAACGGCCGAGGAGGGCAAGCUGUGCUGCGGACGGUGCAAGUGGUUCGACGUCUCCAAAGGGUACGGAUUUAUCACGCCUGAUGACAAGAGCGGAGAUGUCUUCGUCUACCAGUCAAGCAUCCAGAUGAGCGGUUUUCGGAGUCUGGAUUUGAACGAAGAGGUCGAGUUCGUCUUUAAGAUUUCGGAUAAAGGCCGAGAGGCGGUGUCAGUGACCGGGCCGGGGUGCGUGGACUGUAAAGGGAGCAAGCGGAGAGGGAGGGGUAGUCGAAGAAGAGACGACAGAUGCUACAAUUGUAAUGAGCGGGGUCACCACGCCAAGAACUGUCCAGAACCUCCUUUGCCCAAGCGUUGUCACCACUGUAAGUCCGAAGACCACCUAGUGGCCGACUGCCCCGACAAACCCGCCCCGAGUUCUCAGGGAAACGGCGCGAAACCCACCGACGUCAACGGAGACAGCACGGGUGAACCACGUACCUCAGCAACGACAUCAGCAGCGGCGACAUCUUCAGACAGCGGCGGCACGAGCUAGUAGAACAGCGCCCUCUGUUGGUAGGACUAAGAGAUACGUUUUUGAUGCCUAAAAUAGAAAAAGGAAAAACUCAGGUUGACUUUCAAAAGGGUGCAUUUUUUUAUUUUUAAAAGAACCGAUUUUCUUAAAUAUCCUUUUUUAAAGAGGGUAAAUGGUGUUUGGACGAAUUAAUGUUGCGAUGACCUAACUAUGGGGGUUGACAAGACAGACAUUUGACGGGAGGAAUUCAUUCUAGAAACGAAGGGGCUUAAACAAGUGAAAUUUACAAAUGAUUGCUCAAGCUGCCGCACAGAACUUUCUGUUCUUUUAUAAAAUGUCCGUUUUUUAAGAUACGGGUGUGUUAUGCACUAUCUUAGUCAUAUGUAGUAGCAUUGAAAAACUUACUAACCUUUAAUAAGAAAACUAGUGUAGAUGUUACCCACAUUUAUCAUUUCCUUCAUUUCCCGACUGCCGCCUCAAAAGUAAAAGGUAUAUUUUCAGUCAAGGUAUUUAGCCACGUGGACCGAAAUUUUAUUCAUUUCAUUCACUGGCUGUGAUUGUACAAACUAAUCUGCUAAUUUGAUUUAAAUUUUGUAAGGCAAAAACAGUAUUACGUUGGUUACUGUGGACCAUUUGGUAUAGGCCUAUUUAAGUUUCGACCGUGGACAAAGAACACGUCUUUGUUGUGAAGGACAACAGUCCCUGCCAGUUCCUGGCCUUGUAAUAUCGCCCUCUAUCGUCACGUAUCUUUAAGUGGAAUGAGUCACUUCUUCUGUUCUCAUUGUGCAGUACAACUAUACGACAAACCACUUCUGCGACACCUCUGGGGGAUGCUCACGUAUAACUUUUGUUGGGACAUUUCUCAUUUUUCACAACAGUCCAGUCACUGGGUCCCCAUUGGAAGAUUGCUUUUAGAAUUUCAAUAAAGGAGGUGGUUAAGGGAAGUUGACCGAGUGAAUUCAAAAUGGAUCUAGAACGUCGUUCGGCAUUCAAACAACAUCGUUCGUUUUCAUCUUUUACUUUUUCCCCACCUUUUUCUUGAACUUCCAAAUGUAAAAAAUGGGCACGCAGAGUUUUCAGUGUACACCUGAUUGCUGUAAAUUUUGUAGUUGCAUUCCGAUGUGAAGGAAUGAUGUUUUUAAUCUCAUUUCUACAAAUUCCAUGCUAGUCUUAUAAUUUUUUAAAAACAGAUCUUUAGUCGUUUUAAUGUUAUUUCAAUUUUCCAUGUAAACAUCUUUUGUGGACAAAUCUGCACGAUGCUGUGGAGCUUUUCAGGAAGAAAAGUUUGCAGUUUGUAGUUAGAAUUUAAAAAUUUGUUUUUUCAACGUUUAUUGAGCGUUUUAUAAGUCCUUUUUUUGUUUUUUGGUUUGGCCAAAUCACGGAUCUGGUAUAUUGUUGGUUGUUUUUCAUUGCAUUACUCGGUGUACUUCAUUCAGGAAUACCUCUGAAGUUUGCAUACAAGAUAAAAGUCUGGAAUACUAUUUGCUGCCUUUUAGUUUCUUCAAACCAAAACUGAUGCCAGUGAGAAAUGAUCGGUAUUAUAUGUGCCGUACUGUAAAGACAGUUUUGCAUGUUGAACGUGUAAACUGCAGGACUUUGAAAGUAAUUUUUUUAGAGUUUAGCUUUUCUUCAGUUUUACGAAGAAACAUUAUUGGAUUCACUUGUUGAAGUUUGAGCCAACGUUGAAAUAGUUAUGUCGCAGCUUUUGUAUUCUUUUUUUUCUUCUUGUUAAAGCUGUUUUCAGGUCUGAAAAUAUAAUGUAUGCUUAUUUGCUGCAUAGACAUAAUGCCAAAGUGCCUGAAUCUAUGUCACUAGCCAAUCGUUCUUCGUAAGUGACAUAAGCUAAAAUUGGCCGUUUGCCGUUUGCAUUAAUUUUCUUUGGACAGCAGAAAACUACGAAGUUCUGGUGACAAUUUGAAAAGUAGCCAUUCCCUUUUGAAUACUGGUCUUUCGUAUAGGUGUAAAGAAAAUCGAAAAAUCGUUAAUAGUUUCCUGAAGAUUAAUUUCGUUGAAGUCACAGUUAUUUGCUUAGCAUUCUUGGGGACUUUUUUUUUGAAAAUGAGAAAUCUCUCGCGGAACGGAAUGAGUGAGGUCAUGUACCAGGAAAAAAAUUAAAGCCGGAUUUUUGUAUUUUUUAUACUUUUAAACACCAGAAGAAUUUUUGUCUACAAUGAUCUCAGGGUUUUAUAUAUAUUUUAAGAAAAGAAACUAAAUUCGAGGGAUCGCUCAGGGAACGUGUACGUCUUUUUUGCAUUGAAACUAGUUUGUAGUUGUAUGGACGGCUGGAAUUGCGGUUACCAAUUCCAGCUCUAUUUUAGCCCACCAGUCGUGACGUUGAAGGUUAGAAUCUUUGUUUCCAUUUAAGACGAGCUUGUGGCGGAAAGAAGUCCUAGGUAUAGACGAUUCAAGCCACGUUUCACUGGACAUUCUUGACGGCGCCAUUAAUGGCAGUAUGCAUUGUGUUGGGUCCCCGAACAGUGGCUCCGUACAAUAAUAUCACAGUGUGCACCGCCAUUGGCGGGGGCCACGGCAGAUGACCAGUGAUUACGUCACCAUGGUCAGUGGAUUCGUCUAUAUGAAUCAGAACAGUAAACCCCCCCCCUUUUGCCGUUCAUUGUUUUACAACCAUCUAUUUAUGUACAAAUGCACAAACUGUAUAUCUGCAUUGAUCAUGCUUUUUAAAUUCGCUGCAUCGCUUUCGCAUUUCCACUUUUAUAGUUUCCGGAUAUUGGCUACUUUUAAUGGAAGUUUCAAAAGCUAGGACCUGUUGGACAUAAUAUAAAAGACACACCUUAUGAUUUCUGCACGUAUUGGUGAGUGUUCCUCGAAAGUACUUUGAUAAUUCACAGAUCAAAGUUAAAAGGAAGAACAUUUUCCGUCGAGUAAGUUAAGUUCUGUUGAGUGUUAUUAAGAAUUCUUGUAACAUGCAUUCAAUUAAAGGAUUUAAAAAAUAUUUAUUUCUGGGCGAACGAAUACUUGUUGAACAUGAAUGUGCUAAAGUGAACAUUGUGUGCCUUAUCUGCUUCAUGGUUGACCUCUCUAUCGUGAUUGGAUUACUCUUUCAAGUCCUCAUAUCGUGGACCAAUCAGAAUGCGGCAUUUCCUGUUGUGGCUUUAAAGAGUAACUGCUGUCUUUGGUUAUGUGAACGGGUCAAGUCGUACUGGAGAAUUUUUCUGCACGGUUUGAUCGUUGUUUUCCACCUUAAAACCUGCCCGACCUCAUUGUAAAGACACGUCCUUGCGUGGGAGAAAUACUUGCAACCAAACGAACCUCCUUCAAUUUGUACAUUUAGAGAACAUGGACAAUCUGAUUGCUUUAACACAAAAAGUUGUUGGGACAUAAGAACUUAAAACCAUGAAAGUAUCUCGUCUUCAAACGGUAGAAGACCGUUGAGACAUUUAGACGAAAACGUAAGUGCGCUGACGUGUAAUCAGCCUUUUUUGUGAUGUAACCAUUACGUUUUUGUCCGUUCUUGAAUGUAGCUUUAGUAAUGUUAGUAUUCAAGAAGGAAAACGAUAGUUUGUGGGAAAUAAUGUAGGUUCAGCCAGAAACAAUGAUCUGUUUUUAUAAAUAAUCGUGCCUGUUAAUUUUUAACGUGUCCCUAUUAAAAAAAUAUGUUGACGAAAAUCA